This is a messenger RNA of Prunus avium (sweet cherry), 844 nucleotides long. Lineage: Eukaryota; Viridiplantae; Streptophyta; Magnoliopsida; Rosales; Rosaceae. The record is from RefSeq and is a predicted model, not a curated record.
UAAAAACCGGACACUUCCACUCAAAUGUUUCUAAGAGAUUGGAGGAAGCUGGAUCUCAAUUGUGUCAGCCAUCAUUAAAAGGAGCAAAAUCUCUCUCGUCUGGAAUCAAAAGAAUUGGUAGCAUGCAUCUACAUCCUGCAAUUGAGCAAGGGGUGGGUGCUAUUGCUAAUGAUGCACAAAUUGGAAGCAAAUUGCUCGCUGCUCCUGUAUUAGUUGAUAGAGAAACCAACGCCAAACAUGCAAUAUCUGGAAGGGAGGACUUCAAUUCUGCUGGUGUACCAAAUAAGGCCAAACUGGUUGGGAAUUCACUCAUGUGUAAUAAAGAAGUAACAGAAAGGGAACCUGUCCUAGGAAGUGGACAGAGAAAAAGUCUCAAUGAUCUCAGGCAUGUGGAAAUUUCUUCCAGUCAAGCUAGUCAUUCCAGCUCAAGUGAGAAGACAAUUAAACCUAGUACUCAGACAUGUGUAAGUUCUAAAUUCAUGCUGUCGAGCCUGGAGUCUAUGAGGAACACUAAGAUCAUUACAGCUGAAGGGAAUAAACUUUUUACUGAUAAACCUGCCAAGAAGAAAACUGAACUUUCUACCUUGAACAUUUCAAAGAAUAUUGGUGGCAAUAAAGUUUCAUCUAAUGCUGCAUCUCAAAAAGAAAUAAAAUCCCUGAGUUCAGAGAAACACAUGGAAGUAAAAGGCAAUGUGGAAUUGAAGACUGCCCAGAUUGUUGAUCGCAGUGAGAAACAAAUGCCACCAAACCUUUCCUUGAAGCGAAAAAUAUUUGAGGGAUCAGACUCAGGUUUAGCAUCUUUAAAGCCUCUAAAACGCCUCUCUCAGUCACCAAGUGAAAUCAG